UAGAGAGAGCACGUUGAAUAAAAAUUAUUUUUAUACAUUGUACAAAAUGGAUUACAAAUAUCUUCUUGUAUUAAACGCAUUGUGUCAAUGCUUGGCAGAAAAUCCUCGUGAAGCACUGGAAUCGCCUCUAAUAUCAGAUCUUUUUAAACACUACGAUGUAAAAGUUAGGCCUAUAUAUAAUUAUUCGGAGCCAGUUUUUGUCACUGUAGGUCUUGUACUUAGACAAAUUCAAAAUUUAGAUGAAAUUCGACAGUCACUGAAAACAACAGUUAACCUACAACUGUUUUGGAAGGACGAGUUUCUGACUUGGAACGAAUCAAAUUAUCAUGGGAUAUCUAAGAUCAUUUUUCCGUACAACAAAAACAUUUGGAUUCCAGACUUGAUAAUAGUCAAUGAAGUAAAUACACCUGGUAUGAUUGGAUUAAAAGAUGCCUUUGUACGGAUUUACAGCAAUGGACAAGUUUUUGUGUGGACUCAAAUCAACAUAGAAACUUAUUGUGAAAUUAAUACAAAGCAAUAUCCAUAUGAUGAACAAACGUGCGAUAUUGCUUUUAGUAAAUUUAUGACUUCAGAUGAUAUUGUAAAGCUUCAACCCAGGAUAAAUGGAAUUGAUUUAAGUUUCUAUGCUGAAAUAGCAGAGUGGAAUGUCAAAAAUAACUAUGUUACACCAAGAUUAAUUCAGAUCAAUGAAUCAGUAGACUCCUUAAAUAUUUUGUCUAAUUAUACACGUAUAAAGUUCUCAAUUACAUUACAACGCUCCUGCAAACUUUGCAUUCUGAACGUUAUUCUACCAGUGCUGGUCCUUGCUUUUCUAGACUUGCUUGCAUUUUUUGUACCAUCUGAAAGCGGUGAGAAGACAAGUUUUCCCUUAUCUCUUUUUCUUACAUUAGCUGUUUUUCUUACGAUAAUUACACAGUCAUUGCCGGAAUCUGUUGAUGGAGUGUCUUAUCUUGGAUCAUAUGUGACGUUCCAACUAGCUGCUAGCGGAAUAACCCUAAUGUCGGCAGUGAUUUCUUUGCAGAUUCAUUACGGCGCACACUGUUCCACACGCAUGUCUAAACUACUUUCGUUUGCUGAUUGUCUUGAGCAAUUCGGAAACCGGACGGCUCUCCGAAAGAAACAUGAUUCGAAAAGUAAUGUAUACGAUCUUCAAGAUCUUAAACGUGAACAAGAAAUUUCAAAGGAAGUAAACGUAGAAGCUGAAACUAAAUUUAAAAAUGUUUCAGCACAGUUUGACCGUUUAAUGUUCAUUGUGAUUCUAUUUUGUCAAAUUAUUGCUCUUACAAUUUUUCUUGCUUGUGUAUUUUUUUAAUUUUAUUUCAUGCAUUUGUGAAAUAAUGUUACCAAUUUCAAUUUUUUAUUUAUGUAUACUCAGUUGCAAAAACGUGUGCAGUUUGUUACAUGUUUUGUUCAACCAAUCUAUGGAUCAACGCAAGUGUUUGAGAUUGCAAAGAACUGACGUAACGGCAUAUAGAGAUGGAUUUGAAUGUUGUUCUAUUCAAAAGUUCAAGUAUUCAAAGACAAUAGGCUUUACUUACGCUUUUUCAUAAUUCAUAAACAAAUCAUGAUAAAAUAAUCAAAAGUAGACAACAACUAGCAUUUAAUAGCAGAAACAAUGUAGAAAACGUGUUUUUAACAUUUGCAGUUGAAAAACCAACAUUUGCAGUUGAAAAACCACAGAAGACUUACUCAAAAAUAUACCAAUGUCAGCCUACAAAAACGCAAUCUUUAAAUAAGUAAAUUGGGAGCCCAUCAAUUUGUUUUCAGGUUCAAAUUAAAAUCAAACUGUACUUUUCACCAUUUAAAUUGUGUUGCCAUUGGUUUCGAGGAAUUAAGUAUUUGAUUAAAAAGAGUUGAUUUUCAAUUUUUAACCAAUCCUUAAGAAUAGCAAAUAGAUUCCUGUCGAAAAUGAGAUAAUGUAUUAAACUUGAUGUAUAACAAGCUUAUGGAAAUAUUUCAAUAAGGAUAGCUUUUGGGCCCUAUAAGAUCAAGUUCAACGCCACUCUUAUUAAAAAAGAAUAAAAGGUUUCCAGUCGAUAACUAGAGUAAGGAAUCAUAUACUGUAACAAAACUUGGUAUCUAGCAAAUUUAUGUGGAUACCUCAGUUAGGAUAGCUU
Ruditapes philippinarum (Manila clam) is the source of this 2117-nucleotide messenger RNA. RefSeq names its product acetylcholine receptor subunit alpha-1-B-like. Gene Ontology annotation, cellular component: neuron projection; membrane; synapse. Gene Ontology annotation, molecular function: transmembrane signaling receptor activity; neurotransmitter receptor activity; extracellular ligand-gated monoatomic ion channel activity. Lineage: Eukaryota; Metazoa; Mollusca; Bivalvia; Venerida; Veneridae. The coding region runs from base 47 to 1312 and encodes 421 amino acids. Gene Ontology annotation, biological process: nervous system process; signal transduction; chemical synaptic transmission. The record is from RefSeq and is a predicted model, not a curated record. The transcript has a single exon.